AGGUACCCAGCCUGAAGCCAUUUACAGGACGCAUUAACAUCUAUAAGCCGCUCUCUCUGUGUGGCCGCUUGCGUAAAGGAAGGAUGGAUAGAGAGGAAUGCUCUCGUGCGUGGAGGGGAUUUGUCGCGCUGGGGCUGUGCUCCUGUUGACACUGCAGGACGGUGGAUGAAGAAGCACCAUCACUAACAUCUCGCCAUUUCUCAUCAAGAUUCUUUUGUUUCUUUGGAGAGUUGAUAUACAUUUCUUUGCGUAUUCAGCCAUGGGGAAAGAUGAGUGCAAAACAAUGCUGGACGCUUUGAACAAAGUGGCUGCUUGCUACAGGCAUCUGGUCAUCGCUCUGGGCAGCACGUCGGAUUCGCAGAACCUGCGAGAGGAGCUGAAGAGGACCCGCAAAAAGGCCCAGGAGCUGGCCGUGGCCAACAGGACUGUACUGACCUCUCUGCUCAAAGACAAGAGCAUCAGCAAAGACGACCGAGUCGAGUACGAGCGCCUGUGGGUGCUGUUCUCCAGCAGCAUGGAGCUGCUGGAGGUGGACAUGAAAAGGUCCCUGGAGAUCGGGCAGGAUUUCCCCCUCAAGGUGCCCACGAGACACCUCAUCCAGACGGGCAUGACCGGCAGCACCACCGCGGUGGCGGCGCGCGCCAUGAGCGUGCAGAACAUGAAGUACGAGGCGGACGGCAACAUCGACACGGCGGACCUGCGGGACCUGCAGGGCGAGAUCUGCCAGGUGAGCCGCAUGAUGGAGGAGAUGGAGAUGAAGGUGCAGGUGGCGCCGUGGGCCGUGGAGGCGAAGCAGGAACCGGGCGCCGAGCUCAAGUCCAACAUGAGUUUGGGAAAUUCCUCCGUGGGUGUCAUCUCCAACUGCGACGAGGAGCCCAAAGGGGACGCGGGCUUCGCGUCGAUCUGCGCGGUGCUGGUGUUCUUCGCGGUCGUCACGGUCGCGUUGGUUCUCGGAUGUUUGGUCAUCAAUAUGUCCUGAGUCUCUUGUCAACAAAGCCCACCCUGACGGACACCCCCUCUGCGCGUCGCGCGCGGUCAUAAGAGCCAGCAGCAGCUCCACGAGAGGGAGAAAGAGCUUUUUUAAAUUGUGAUUUGAGAGGCUUAACAGAAGAAGAAGAAGAAAAAUACGGACACGUGACGUAUCCAGGUGGAGUGGAAAGAGUUGCACUAGAUAUAAUGUAGAACAAUAGAAUAUGGACGUCGGGGCACACAUUGUGAUUAAGUAUUUUUUUUUGCGCUGAAGGGGGGUUGUGUAUUUUUGGAAGAGGAAUGAAAUUACGUGACAGUGUCUGGCCAUCAGGAUGAUGCAAACAACACGUAAUCCAAGUGGAUUAGUGGAAUAAAGCGCAGGCGUAAAUGUAGCCUACUGUUAAGUAUUUUCCUCUUUGGAUGUUCUGCUGCAUUUUGGUGCUUUAAAUCGAUGAAUUGAUGAAUUCCAUCCGGCAAAGUCAGACGUGUUGAGCAGGUGGAUCAUGUCGGUCAUAUGUUAAAGGGGUCAUGAUGUGGGAAGUCAAUAUAGAGCCAUAGUUCCCCGUUGGAUGUCAUCAAAUCCGCACUGUUCCACACUUUUAAUACAUCAUAACAUUUAGUUAGAUUUGCAUUUUACUUCAUUGCAUCAAAUCACAAUGUGCUUCAUGAAGGAGCCUCAUGAGAGAAGUUUAAUAAUGCACUGUAUGCCUGUUUGUGUUCCUCUUCAGGGGCUUUCUACCAGUGUUGAAUGUACAUUGAAUGUGAAUAGAGGGUGUGUUUAUAUACAGACUGCCGUGUCAGAUAAUGUACAUACAUAAGUAUAUUUAUUUUAAUAAAAUGUUGAAACACACAA
This is a messenger RNA of Pseudoliparis swirei, 1822 nucleotides long. Its product is annotated as regulator of G-protein signaling 9-binding protein. The record is from RefSeq and is a predicted model, not a curated record. Gene Ontology annotation, cellular component: photoreceptor outer segment; neuron projection. The transcript has a single exon. NCBI's taxonomy places the organism in Eukaryota, Metazoa, Chordata, Actinopteri, Perciformes, Liparidae. Gene Ontology annotation, biological process: G protein-coupled receptor signaling pathway; detection of light stimulus involved in visual perception. The coding region runs from base 260 to 979 and encodes 239 amino acids.